CCACGCAACAGUGAACACCCAUUUCUGCUUGAACUACCGCUGGGAUUGGCUGGGUAUAAAACUGCGACUCCAGGCACUUCCCAUUCAGAAACGCUUUGAACUCGACCUGAGCACGUCGCUGAAACCACAGAGCUGAACCCUUUUGCUGAGCUAAACUAGGCGGAAGACAUGGAGGAUUCCUCUAGGAACGGCUUUAAAUAUCUGUUCAAGAUUUUAGUCAUCGGAGACGUCGGCGUUGGAAAAACAUCUUUGAUUCGAAGAUUUACCAAAGGUUACUUCGCCGAGAACAUCACGUCAACGGUCGGCGUUGACUUGGACUCGAAAAUUGUGAACAUCCACGGCGACAGAGUUAAACUUCAGUGCUGGGACACAGCCGGACAGGAAAAAUAUCGCUCAAUAACACAGAGUUAUUACAGAAACGCCGAUGCUGUCAUCAUGGUAUUUGAUCUUACAAACCAAGGAUCUUUCGCCAGCAUUCCAAAGUGGCUCAUGGACGUACAGCGCUACACGAACAAGAACGCAGUCAAGGUUCUUGUAGGAAAUAAAACGGACUUGAAAGGCGCCAAAAGAAUGGUAAACUCUAGAUCUGCAGCUAAUCUCGCAGAAUUCGAGGACUUGUUAUUCAUUGAAACGUCAGCGAAGUGGGACGACAACAUUGAGACUUUGUUCACGGAAUUAGCUGAGCAGCUGAGAGAGAAUGCAAAGAGCAAGAGCUUGAAUCGACUAAACAGCCCCAGCUGCGUUGUUACUAAGAAGAGUUACAGUAUUGUGUCUUACAUAAAGAGACUUGGGGAGAAACUUCCCAUUCAAAGCCCAGCAAGCCUCUGUAGAAUAUGAACUUCAAAUAUCCGGCCUUGAUUUAUUUCAUUCAGUGGCAUGAUCAGAACUAUAGAUCGCCCAUUAUCAAUUUUUUGAGUCUUCUUUUUCAUGAUGAAUUAUUCAAAUUUGAUACUUCCUACUGCGGAAAUCACCCGAGAUCGUGUUGAUACAAUUAGCGAUGGAAAAAGUCAAAAUAAGAUUUUUUUUUUGCUUGAAAUCAAGCUCUAUCGAAUUUUCUUGAAAAAUAAAGUUGGCGUAAUGUAAUAUAAAGGGCCAAGCUAAGAGAAGCACUCAAUUGUAUAAAUGUAUAUUU
Porites evermanni is the source of this 1132-nucleotide messenger RNA. NCBI's taxonomy places the organism in Eukaryota, Metazoa, Cnidaria, Anthozoa, Scleractinia, Poritidae. The record is from the annotation of a GenBank genome assembly.